AUGUCCGCCCAGCGACCGGGUUCUCGAACGCCCAUCUCGGAUUAUAGCUCCUCAAGGCAUAGACCAUCAGGGAGCGUAUCUAGUACUGUCAGUCACCCAAGAUCUGAUGGCGAAGGCCGACGAGACGCGAAUGGUGUAUCACGGAGUGGCCAUAGCAAGCGCUCUGGAGGAGUGGAAUCCAGUGUGACGCGCCUUUUGGUCUCAAUCAAGAAACUGUUGGAGGGCCUCGAGAACUGGAGCAAGGGCGACGUAACAGAUACUCAAAUCAGUGAUCUAUACGUUCGAUUUGGAAACGAUUUCAAUACCGCUCUUUCGGCGUUUGAUUCGUGUGGGAUUGACAUGGUCGACCUCAAAGGUGUCCCAGACGACCUCAGGGAUAUACUAGAACGAUGUUUAGCUGAGGAAGCAUCCCAAGAAAGCCUAAGUAUCUACUUGCCUGGUGUCCGCAAGAUCAUCACUCGACUGCUCGAGGGUCUUCGGAGAAAACAGGAUGAAUAUCGAGUCCGCGAGCCUACCAGCGGUUCCAGCCGCUCUCGUCGAUCGUCUAGAACCGAGCUACCAUAUGAAGAUGGCGCCCGUACGGACGAUGGCUCCCAAACUCCAAGGCAAGGCAGUAGUCGCGGCUCUCGAACAUUAGUGUCAGGGGAAGCACCAUCUUCUUCUAGUUCGCGUCGACCAACAGAUCCUCGUAGAGCUGCUGUCUCUGAUUCAGAGCGUCGGUCGAAUAGCGUCUCGGCCCGAGGUGGUCCUAUUCCUGUACCUCCCAUCCCACAAGAUGGCCCAUCUAGAUCAUCUCAGACCCGCUCACCGUCCCAACGACGUGGUCAAAUCUCCCGUUCGGCGUCUGCUACGCCAGCGCCACCGGACACAGACCCUGAAACACCACGCACGAAUCCAUCGCCCAGGGCUAUGAGACAGGUCUCUAGUUCAUCUUCCACGUCGUCUCCCCCACCCCAGAUACCUAAAGAAAUCUUAUCCACACCGAAGGCGGAGCCAAAGAAUAUCAUCCCACCAGAAAUGCCAAGGUAUUCUCUACAAGACAAGCCUAUGACUUCGUUUUCAAUGGAAGUCACAUCUCCGACGUCCCCUCCUGGGGAGAGUUCGAUGACGGACAAUCGGCCAAGUACCCCAGAAAGCCAACCAACGCCUGCAGUAGAAUCGUCUCUAGCUGCAUUGAAGCAGAGCGAGGCUCUCCAGCGACGAGCGUCGAAGCGAUUUUCGACAUACACAAUGUCAAAGAUGGCUGGAUCGAGCAUGGGUCCUUCUCUCGGUGCAUCGAACCUCCGGAGAUCAGUAGCGACAGGUGCGCUGUUGACGGCGGGGGAUUUGGCAGCAUUGACAGAGGCGGACGAGACUGCAGAAGAAGAUUCGAUGUCAAAGUCGUCAAAAGACCUAGGACGAAAGCGAAGCAUCGAGAGAAGGCAGAGGAUGACUACAAUCGAUGAGCCAUUUGAACCACCUGUGCCGGCACUUCCAGGAGCUGAAAGGCCGAUGGACGAGAACAAGCCUAUCACUAAUGGUGUUGACGCUGCCGGAUCCCGGGCAGACCGACCAGAAUCACCUAAAGAGAUGACGGUAUACUUCCAAGUCGGACGCCAGGUGAAGAAGGUUGUGAUGGAGCCCGUCACGUCGUUUGCCGCCCUGCGUGUUCUGUUCAUGAACAAGUUCAUGUACAACCCAGGAGGCGGAAACUUCCCGGAGAUUUACAUCCGAGAUCCAGCAAGUGGAGUGCAGUACGAGCUGGAGGAUGUUUCAGAGGUGAAGGACAAGUGUUUGCUGUCGUUGAACAUUGAACCGCUGGAUCAAAUCAAGCAGCAUAUCGACACUCAAAUUGCGACUCUAUCCCAAGAGAUCAAAGACCUCAAGUCUACUGUCGCAACCUCACGUAGGGUUUCAUUAACUCCUGGGCCACCCGCGUCACCAGGAGUUGUGAACAGCAUCGUUUUCCCGACUCGUCCGAGCGAGAAGCAGUUCCAAAACAUGGCUCAACGGAUUGGAAAAGCGCAGGCACAGUCACGCGCAGCGACCGCUCUCCCACCAUUGGUACCCCAGAUGACGGGAACGUCCGACGUAGGCAGUGUAACAUCCGGACGGAUAGUCAACGAUCUCAAGACCCAGUUCGACGAAGUGCAAAACAUUCGACGAGAUCUCGGUGUGAUGCGACAGAUCUAUGUCGAUUUUACCAAUUCGACAAAGGAGUCGCUUGGUGCGCUUCGUACGCAAGCAGCAUCGAUUCGCCAAGUAGCGAAUACCAAGGUGGGCGGAGCUCGUGCGUCCAUCGACGCUGGCAAGGCGCGUCUAGAUAAACGGAGCCAAGACGUAUUGUCGGACAUCAAUGACCUUGAGGAUACGGUAGAGAGUCUGAGGGAUGAUGUCCUCAAAAGGCAGAUUAUGCCAAAGAUGGACACGACGAAGCGACUGCGGGCAAAGAUUGAUGCGACGACAAAGGAGCUCGAGGAUCUCAAAGCACAUAUCACGACAGUACGACCUUCGUGGAAGAAGACGUGGGAGCAAGAGCUGCAGAAUAUCAUGGAGGAGCAGCAGUUCUUGGGACACCAAGAGGAGCUGAUCGAGGAUCUGAUCGAAGACAACAAGGCGCUGAGCGAGGUCUUUGGACAUGUGGAGAAGGUGAUCUCACUUCGUGGGACAGGAGCCGGACGAUCUCGAUCGUUCCGACCACCACCUCCUGAUGAAGGACACGGAGGGUUGAGCACUGUGAUGCUGGAGAUUCGGGGAGCACAAGUGGAUCCCCAGCGUCGACUCAAAGCUAUCGAGCAGAAUCAACUGGCUAGAAAGAAGGAACUCAUGUCUCGGUCGGACGAGUUUCAGCAAGAGCUGGCUGGGUUUGUAAAGGGGAAGAAGCUAAAGAUGACAGGAGGGACGGAGGAGGCAGAGCGGAAGCGAAAGGUCAAGGACGAACUGGCGUUCAAGGCAAUGUUCUCAAACACGAGCCUGAUGUCGGGGAGUGGAAAUGGAAGUGGGAGCAUGGGAGGUGGGAUGGGUAGUUUCGGCGGGUUUGGGGGAGGACUACCUGGACUGGCACAAGCACCUGCGCUGUCAGAUUCAGGAAGCGACGACGAGGAUAUGUCACCUGUAGGAUCUCCUACGUGA
Serendipita indica DSM 11827 is the source of this 3111-nucleotide messenger RNA. The record is from the annotation of a GenBank genome assembly. Lineage: Eukaryota; Fungi; Basidiomycota; Agaricomycetes; Sebacinales; Serendipitaceae.